This is a messenger RNA of Procambarus clarkii (red swamp crayfish), 1461 nucleotides long. RefSeq names its product centromere protein V. Gene Ontology annotation, molecular function: carbon-sulfur lyase activity. The record is from RefSeq and is a predicted model, not a curated record. Lineage: Eukaryota; Metazoa; Arthropoda; Malacostraca; Decapoda; Cambaridae.
UGUGGCUGUGUCCGUUGCCGUGCUCGCACCUCUGUGCUGCUGCUGCUCCUCCGCCAGUGGACGUCUCUGGCCGCUCCCAACACUCCUGCUUCCAGCGUCGUAUUCAUCUUCCCCGGCACCAGUCACCAGCCUCCAGACGCACUAGACACCAGACGCACCAGCUAAAGACGCACCAGACACAACAGCCACCAGCCACCAGACGCACCAGCUAAAGACGCACCAGACACAACAGCCACCAGACGCACCAGCUAAAGACGCACCAGCCACCAGACGCACCAGCUACAGACGCACCAGCUACCAGACGCACCAGACACAAGACCUACCAACAGACUCCACUUGCACAGUCGAGCCACAGGACAACAGUUGAGAACAGGCAAUAUCAGACCAGCUCCCACACACAAUCUUCCAGCAAGAUGGUGCACGUGACGGUACGAGAGAGCACGACGGUACGCCAUGAGGGCGGCUGCCACUGUGGCGCCGUAAGGUUCCAGGUCUUGGGCCCUCAUACCCCUACAGUCAGGGACUGCAACUGCAGCAUCUGCGUCAAGAAGCAGAACAAGCACUUCAUCGUUCCAUCCAGCUGCUUCAAGCUGCUGCAGGGGCACGACUCUCUCACCACCUACACCUUCAACACCCACACCGCCAAGCACACCUUCUGCUCCACCUGCGGCGUCCAGUCCUUCUAUAUCCCCAGGUCCAACCCGGACGGCUAUGGUAUAGUGCCGCACUGUCUUGACUCUGGCACCGUCAGGAAGGUCAAGUAUGAGAAGUUUGAUGGCAAGAGCUUGAAGGACGAACGUGAAGGAAGUCCUAAGAAAGCAGGUGAUAGAAGUCCCAAGAAGGAAGGUGAUAAAAGUCCCAGGAAGGAAGGUGAUAAAAGUCCCAAGAAAGAAGGCGAUAAAAGUCCCAAGAAAGAAGGCGAUAAAAGUCCCAAAAAAGAAGGCGAUAAAAGUCCCAAGAAAGAAGGUGACGGAAAACCCAACAAAAAGGAAGGAGGUGAUAGAAGUUCCAAGAAAUAAGGUGAUGGAAGACCCAAGAAAGAAAGAAAUGAAGUCAGCCCCAAAGGAAGAAGGUGAAGAACACCCCAACAAGUCCCCAGGUAAUGUGACACAGGAGCACCAACCACACGAGACCACGCAAGCACUUACGAACCCGUACAUCUUUUCUCAAUCUUUGGCAGCUUUGUUUACAAUUAUUAAACAGUAAAUGAACUCCGAAGCACCAGGAGGCUGUUUAUAACAAUAACAACAGUUGAUUGGGAAGCUUUCAUGCUUGUAAACUGUUUAAUAAAUGUAACCAAAGCCGUCAAAGAUUGAGGAAAGAUGUACACACGUUCGUAAGUGCUUGCCGUAACUGCUUCGUGAAUCUGGGCCCAGACUACUACCAACAUUAAAAGUCAUCCCUGCAACCAAAUACAUUUAUGUAGAUAAUUAUUAUAUCAUAAAGCAAUGUAACGGCACA